Prionailurus viverrinus (fishing cat) is the source of this 4241-nucleotide messenger RNA. RefSeq names its product von Willebrand factor A domain containing 3A (gene VWA3A). Bases 557 to 4117 code for a protein of 1186 amino acids. The transcript is spliced from 33 exons. The record is from RefSeq and is a predicted model, not a curated record. Lineage: Eukaryota; Metazoa; Chordata; Mammalia; Carnivora; Felidae.
AUGAGGACACACCUGGUGGGGGUGAAGGAAUGCCAGGCCUCUCUCAGGGUGUGUGCUGGGGAGACCCCAGAGAAUCUGAGGAGUAGAGACAGUUACCACCUUUCACGCCUGACCUAGCGCCUUGCAGGCUCUCUAUCUGUCUUCAGUUCCUACCACAGGAUGUAACCUGGCUCUGUACUGGUCUAAACUAGAAAUAGAAAAGAAGUCCAAACCCUGCUUCCAGGCUUUUGUAAAGGUGGAGAAAAGCAGAGUGCCUGGGGAGAGGUUGUUAUCAACGACAAAGUGGUAAUGUCCUCCCUGGGGUGAGGGCAGGUUUUUUGGUUUUUGGUUGUUGGGUUUUUUUUCCCCCCUGUCCCUGCCUCAGGCUAAAGUGGUGCAGUCUGUUACCUUGGAGACCAGCUAACACUUCCUGGCAGGGCGAACUUCACUGUGGAGUCGCUUGGAGGAGCUUAGAGGAAGUGGGAGCCAGGAAAAGCAGAGACCUCUCCUCUCCCAGAGAUGGAGAAAUAAAUGAAGAAAUGCAGGUGAGGGAAAAUAAGUGUUGGGUGUUUUUAUAAUGGCUACAGAUACUAGUCAUGUCUUCCAUGGUCAAGAUGAUAAGUUUCUGGAGAACCACUGUGUAAGGAGAAACAAUGACAGAGAUUCAAAGAAGCACUUGGACCAGAAGGAUAUCCAUGGACUCGGCCAAAAUCCAGACAAUGGACUACUGGUUACACAUGUUAACCAGACACAGGAUUUACUGAGGCUACAGGGAGACGAGACCCAACCUUCAGCUUGGGAGGACCCGGAAGACUGGCUUUCCACACACAGUUUACAGUUUGAGAGGCUCACCUUGGCUGACCUGAUUAGCCAGGGCACCACAGUACUGGAGGAGGGCAGCGAUGUCAUGAGGAAAGUGCACUUCUCCACCCAGAUGAUCCACCAAUUUGAAUCAAAGCUUUCUGGAGCUAUUGAACUCUAUCAACAGAGAAUCCAGUGGCUCACAGAAAGCAGCAGGAAGGCAUUUGGCCUCAUCAAGGGAGCCAGAGUUGGCAUCAUCGUUGAUGUGUCCGCCAUUGGCAGUGGCUCUCAAAAAGAGGAGUUCCAAAAUGACCUCCUGAGCCUCAUUGAUGAGCAGCUGAGCCACAAGGAGAAGCUGUAUGUCCUGUCCUUCGGCACCAGCACCAGCGCCCUCUGGCCAGACCCCGUGGAAGUCAGCCCCUCCACCCUCCAGGAACUCAAGCUCUGGGUGAAGAAGCUCCAGCCUGAUGGGGGCAGCAAUCUGCUACAAGCCCUGAGGAAAAUCUUCACCCUGAAGGGACUGAAUUCUCUGGUGACCAUAAUGGGCAGCUGCCCAGAUCAGCCUUCUGAAAUUCUGUCCAACUACAUCCAACAGUCCACUGUGGGACGGGACCUCAUCACCCACGUCAUCACCUACAAAUGCAACGAUCAGGUGCCUCCUGCUGUCCUAAAGAACUUUGCAGAAGCUCUUGGGGGCUACUACCACUGCUAUAGCACAGAGACGGAGGUCUAUACCAGUUGGGACAUGGACCAGCUCCUGGCAGAAAUCCAGAAGGCCCAGAGCCUCCUGAGCCACAUCCAAGCCUUGCGCAACAGGACCCCCAAUGAGGAGCUAACGGGCAUGAUGAAGGAGAUUUCCACAGAGAUUACAAAAGGGCCACUCACAGGUCUCUUGCCUAAACCCCCAAAGCAUGAGGGUCCCCUCACAAUUGAGUUCCCAAACUUGGAGAAGACUUCUGCAGAAUGGCUAAAGAUCAAUGGCCUAAAAGCCAGAAAACUAAGCCUUUAUCAGGUUCUGGCACCCAAUGCAUUCUCUCCCGUGGAGGAAUUUGUGCCUAUUCUCCAGAAAACAGUAUCUUCAUCUAUCUAUGAGAAGGCAAUGGUACAAUUUGAAUGGCAUGACGGGACAGUGAAGAAUGUUCAUGUGGACCCGCCCUUCCUCUAUGAGUACCAGAAACAGCUCAGCAGAGCUAUGCGGAUGUAUGAGAGGCGGAUCGAGUGGCUCUCCUUGGCCAGCAGAAGAAUCUGGGGCACCGUCUGUGAAAAAAGGGUGGUUAUACUGCUGGAUAUCUCUGUGACCAAUUCCAUGUACAUUAUUCAUAUCCAGCACUCCCUGCGGCUUCUGCUGGAGGAGCAGUUGUCCAACAAGGACUGCUUCAACCUCAUCGCGUUUGGAAGCACAAUAGAAAGCUGGAGGCCAGAGAUGGUUGCCGUAAACCACGAAAACUUGCAGAGCGCCUGGCGUUGGGCCCUGACUCUGCAGUGUCACGGCAGCAGGAACGUCCUCAGCGCCCUGCGGAAGGCUGUGGAAGUGGAUUUCAAGGACAAAGACGGUCACCAAUCUCAGGGCAUCUACCUCUUCACGGGUGGCAUCCCUGACCAGGACGUGCCCAUGCUCAGCGCCUACAUGGCUGAGGCCUGUGGGGGCUGCGAUCUCCAGCUGAACAUAUGUCUCUUCUAUGUGGGCGAGCCCCAGAUGGACAUCAUGCCCCCUGCCCGCUAUGCCAGCCGCAUCGACACAGCCGCUGCCUACCGGGAGAUCACCCAGGCCACGGCCGGACGUUUCCACUGGUUUGGAGACACAGGUAUUUACGAAAGCGAUGACAUCAAUGCCAUCGUGUCUGAGAUGGAAAAGGCUCUCAACUACUCCCAAAAGUGUGCCUUACUGGUGUCCUCACUGAAGAACCAGUCUGGGAAAGAAGUGGAAAGCUCAGCCCUCCUGAAAGAAAAACCAAAGAUGUUCAAGCAAAGAAGUCAGCCCAGGAAACUCUAUUCUUCCAAGCCCACAGCUCCCUCGGUGGCCAGAAUGAGCCUUAAAGAUGACCGUGACAGAAAGAAGAGCUCCCCCUUGGAAGCUCUGACAUGGCGGCCACUUAGUGGCAAAGCAGGCGUCCCACCAGCUUCAGCCCAGCCAGUGAAAGAAGGGACCGCAGAAUGGAGGAGGAAGACCAAGUGGAGGGAAGCAGAGACGUCUCUCUCACUGUUUUAUACGGAGACGGGGAAUAACGUGGGCUCGGUCUACAAGAAAUACCCUCAAGGAAGGGGAAUACGAAGUGUUAGCUCUUCUAUCCAGUUGCCCAGGAAGGAUGCAGUUUGCUCAAGCCAAGAGUGGGUAGCAAAUUAUGGGCUCAAAAAACUGAGGAUGGAAAUCUCCAGAUACAUCGGUCCCAGCUGCACUCAUCAGAAGUCAGCCCAGGGGCUGGCGUCAGCCAAAUACUGCAACAUCCUGCCCAGUAUAGAGAUCAAUGGGGUAGUGAGACAUAUCCAGUGGACGCCCAGGGAAAUGGAAGCAUACAUCACAUGUCUGGAGAAGGUGAUGAGGCGCUAUGUCCAGAGGCUGCAGUGGCUGCUGUCUGGGAGCCGCCGAUUAUUUGGCACCAUUUUGGAGAGCAAAGUGUGCAUCCUGGUGGACACGUCGGGAUCCAUGGGCCCCUACCUGCAGCAGGUGAAGACGGAGCUGAUUCUGCUGAUUUGGGAACAGCUGCGCAAGCACUGUGACAGGUUUAACCUGCUCAGCUUUGCGGAGGACCUACAGCUGUGGAGGGACACUCUGGUGGAGACCACAGAUGCAGCCUGUCACGAGGCUAUGCAGUGGGUGACCCACCUGCGUGCUCAGGGGAGCACCUCAGUCUUGCAAGCAUUACUGAAAGCCUUCAGUUUUCACGAUGUGGAAGGAUUGUACCUCCUGACCGACGGGAAGCCAGAUACAAGCCGCAGCCUUAUUCUGAAUGAAGUCCAAAGACUCAAGGAGGAAAGAGAUCUGAAACUGCACACCAUUUCCCUGAACUGCUCAGGCAGGGCGGCGGUUGACUUCCUGAGAAAUCUAGCCUCCCUCACGGGGGCCCGCUAUCACUGCCCUGUUGAUGAGGACACACUCUUCAAAAUCCACGGCCUGCUGACCAAGGGCUUCGUGGACGAAAGGGACCCCAUAUUGCCACUAUUUGAAGGAGAUGAUUUGAGAAGAUUGGCCCAGGAGAUCACCAAGGCCAGAAGCUUCCUCUGGAAGGCCCAAUCCUUCAGCACACCCUACACUCCAGCCACAAAAUUAUCACUCGCUAGGAAGCCUUGCACCAAGCCCUGCCUGGAAACGCCCUUCUUACCACCCUCUGCCUGGUGACUCCUGCUCAUCCAUCAAGGCACAACUCAUAUGGCAUCAGCUCCACUGUGAAGAUGUCCCUGGGACCCAUCAAGAGCUGGGAGCCUCCAGCCUUCCUCCCACUGCAUCCGGACCAAACAUCUGU